CAAUCCAAAGCCACUUACGGGAACACUGACGUCACCGCCGGUCACAUUUGACGGCCAUGACUACCAUCAACCAUAUUCCCAAUCACUUGUGCCCGGAUCCGUCUCUAUCUCUUCGUGUCUAUCUUAUCCUGCAUCGCCGGAGGACGAUAGCACCAGCGGCACCCAAUGGAGUCAGCUAAUCGACCACGUCCGCCCGCACCCGGCGGCCGCGAGGACUGUUGGAGCGAGGGCGCCACCGGAGCUCUGAUCGAGGCGUGGGGAGACCGUUUCAUUAACUGUAAUCGCGGCAACCUUCGUCAGAAGGAUUGGAAGGAGGUUGCAGAAGCCGUUAACGGGCGCCAGGACGGGGUCAAGCCCCCUAGAACGGAUGCCCAGUGCAAGAACCGGAUCGACACCUUGAAGAAGAAAUACAAGCUCGAAAAAUCCAAGCCUCCUCCUUCAAAUUGGCCGUUUUUUAACCGGUUGAAGUGCUUGAUCGGCGACUCAAACUCCGCCGGGAAAAAACCCGCCAACGUCGCCUUGGCAAUCGCACCCAAACUUAGACCUGACCCUAAUUCGAGCUCAAGCCCAGUAGUUUAUUCGGGUGGGUCGAGGUCAAAGUCAACUGAGAGCUCAUAUGAUGGUGGUGGUGGUGAUGACGAUGAUGAGGAUGAGGAUAUAGGAUUUGAUGGGAGACCGGUAAGGAAGCGACGUCGGAUGGAGGAUGUAGAGCUAUCCGACAGGGUUGCGUGUAGGGAAUUUGCGAGGGCUAUAUUGAAGUUUGGGGAGAUAUACGAGAGGAUCGAGAGCUCGAAGCAGCAGCAGAUGAUGGAGCUGGAGAGGCAGAGGAUGGAGUUCACUAAGGAUCUCGAAUUUCAGAGAUUGAAUAUGUUUAUGGACGCUCAAUUGGAGGUUGUGAAAGCUGAAUCUAAACGAUCAAAGUUGGCCGCAAGAUCAGAUUCUUCAACAGGGACAAAAUUAUAGUUGAGAGCACAAGAAGACUUUGUUUCCAAUAGAGAAGUUAUGUCUGAAGAUAUCCCAUGAAAGCCGAUUUCAGUCUUUUGUUGUACAAUAGAAGUCCCACCACUCCACUGUGUUAUAUCAUCCUGGAAGAUUGGGUUUGAAGCAUUUGAAGAUACUGCAUCCAUGGCUGUAACUUACAGUGUAUACAUGAUAGUUGUUUCCCUAACUGCUUUCUUGUACUCUUGGAUACUCUACUACUGUGUCAACUUUUGUAUUCCUUUCAUUCAAUAGAUGCCCAUGUCCAAUCUGUUAUGUAUCUCAUUGAGAACAAAUUCAGUUAUUUAACUUUCUGUAAAGGCUUCAGUAUUCCGAAAUUCGAGGCAUCCUGACUUAUUCAGAUGAAUUUCCGACUGGUUUUAA
Molecule: messenger RNA, 1362 nt
Organism: Tripterygium wilfordii
Lineage: Eukaryota; Viridiplantae; Streptophyta; Magnoliopsida; Celastrales; Celastraceae
Product: trihelix transcription factor ASIL2-like
Exons: 2
Coding region: 166-963 (265 amino acids)
Cellular component (GO): nucleus
Molecular function (GO): transcription cis-regulatory region binding
Source: RefSeq, a predicted model, not a curated record